This is a messenger RNA of Thlaspi arvense, 516 nucleotides long. NCBI's taxonomy places the organism in Eukaryota, Viridiplantae, Streptophyta, Magnoliopsida, Brassicales, Brassicaceae. The record is from the annotation of a GenBank genome assembly.
AUGGGGCUUCAAUCAUUUCCGAUAUCUGAAAUGGACGCGACCGACGAUAUGCACGAAGCGAUGUUCGCGAAGCGCGGUUGUUGUUUCCUCCCACCAUUUCUUGGCUCAUCCCAGCCGUCUGGUCCCGGAGGAUCCGUUUGGUGGCAACGGAUCAGAACCGUCGAUAAACUGGAGCCCGACGAGCGUUGGUGGAUCUCCGGGUGGAACAAGAUGAGGGAGUGGUCCGAGAUCGUGGCGGGGCCCAAAUGGAAAACCUUCAUCCGCCGCGCUGGCCGCAAUCAUUUCUGCUGCGUCGGAGACAGCGGUUGUAGUCGGCCGGAUCAGGUUGGUUUCCGGUACGAUUCGUGGAGUUACUCGUUGAAUUUCGACGACGGUAAACAGACGGGACGGUUCGAGGACGACUUUCCUUACCGUGAUUACUCAAUGAGGUUCACGGCGCCGUCUCUGCCUCUCUCCACCAAAUGUUCCAUUGAUUUCGACAACGAUAGUAGCUACGCGCCGCCGCUGAUCAAGUAA